AGAUGUGCAGGUUCUCUCAUCCAUUGUGUGGGACCUGUGGGUUAUUAUGUUGGAAGCAGAUAUUAGUAGAUUGCUGUAUCUCUCUUUUGUUUGUUGUUUUUCUGAUGAUUAUAUUUUGUUUCCCCUCAACAACCUUUAUGAAAUUUUUUGCACUUUGUUCUUAGAUAUUUAUCAUACCAGCAGCCUCUACUCUAUUAUUCAUAAGUUAACUUUAUCCUGAAUAUUUGAAUGCAAUUUGUUGAAACUAAUUUAGUGAAUAGAAUCUUGCUUGUAGACUUGGAAGAAACUCUGUUUUUUCCUUUGUUGAAUAUUUAAAUGCAAUUUGAUGACGCUGAUCCUUUUCCUUCUCCCACUUUCUUCGAGAUUCUGAAAAUGCAUUUGAACAUCCAAUGCAGUUCACGUUUUGAGGAAAAACAAAACCCUUAGGACCAAACUCAUCAAUUUUGAGUAUUUUCACUUCCAUGAAUAAGAGUGAUUGCAGGGACUGAGUUGGUUCGCUGGAUUUAGAUAUAAACCAUGCUCUUUGUAUGUUUGUUUGGUUUUUUAUUUUAUUUUAUUUUUUAUUUCUUUUUUUUCUUAUUGGCACAAUGUUCAUUAUAUGUUUAUUUCUAAGGCCAGAGGAUGCCUGGUAUAUGGUGUAACCUAUAUUUUAGCAGCUAUGAAUGUAAAUGCUUUCUUAUUAGUGUUUUAGCUUGUUCAGUAAUGUGACUAGUUGCUAAUCUAAUCUUUUGCUUUUGGAUAAGCUCUUAAAGUGUACUGAGACUGGCAGUUUUUGAAAUGUAGGUGGCAGAAUCUUGUUUCUUGUGCCUUUAAUAAAAUGAUUGCAUUAUUAUUAAGUUUUUGUCAUGUUCUUCUCUGUGCUAAAAGAAUUAGUUAUUUUGUGGUCAAGGUUUCCUCAUUUUCUUUCAUGUAGAUAAGUGAAUCACAUGACCAUACAAUCUACCCAAAUUUUGUGUCUCAUGUUAUGUGUAUAGAUUUGUUAAUAUCGAUACGAUGUUUUUAAUUUAUUGAUUUCUCAUUGUUGAUAAAAUUAUUGUUUAAAU
This is a messenger RNA of Rubroshorea leprosula, 1043 nucleotides long. Lineage: Eukaryota; Viridiplantae; Streptophyta; Magnoliopsida; Malvales; Dipterocarpaceae. The record is from the annotation of a GenBank genome assembly.